AUGACCAAAACGGUCGAAUUCAACGUCUUCCGCGGAUCUGAGAGCGGCGAAAUUAUUCCGGAUACCACCAGAGCCACACUGGGCUCUGGCGAUGUCUUCGUGGAGAUCUCUCACGCUGGCCUAUGCGGGACUGACCGACUGUUCCGGACCAAGAGCAUUGCCUUGGGCCAUGAAGGAGCCGGCACGGUGCGCGAUGUUGGCUGUGCCGUAGACCAGUUCCGGGUCGGGGACAAGGUCGGCUUUGGCUGGGUUCAGAAGGUGUGCGGCCAUUGCGAUUACUGCAUCACCGACAAGGACCAGUACUGUACGCAUCGAGAGAACUAUGGCACCCACGGGUUCGAAAUCGGUGCCUUUGCUACCCACGCCGUCUGGCACGAGAGCAUGCUCAUCAAACUGCCGGACGCGCUGGAGUGCCAGUACGCCGCACCGCUGAUGUGCGGCGGCGCCACUGUUUGGGGGGCAUUGACUUCUGACGGGAUCCAGCCUGGGGACAGAGUCGGCAUUGCAGGGAUUGGAGGGUUAGGCCACAUGGCGAUCCAGUUUGCAUCGAUGCUCGGGUGCGAUGUCGUCGUCUUUUCAAGCGAUCCAUCCAAGCGCGACGAGGCCCUUAGUCUGGGAGCCAAGGAAUUCCGCGUCUUGCAGGAUGGAGUGCCCACGACAGGUGUGAAGCAGGUGCGGCACCUGGUGUGGUGCGCCAGUGUUCCGCCGGAUCUCACUCGACUUCUACCGCGAGUCGCACCGGAUGGAACGAUCCAUCUCCUGACUGUCAGCCAUCAGUCCAUACCCACGCCCACCUUGCCGCUGGUCUCGAACGGCAUCCGACUGCGUGGCACUGCAGUGGCUUCACGACUGGCCAUCCGGAAGAUGCUGCGGUUUGUGGCGCUGCACGGCCUACGACCGAUCAUCAUGACUUGGCCGAUGACGCGGGAUGGGAUCCAAGCGGCGUUCACCACGCUCGAGCAGGGGAAGAUGCGGUACCGUGGGGUGCUGGUGGGACAGCGGCAUCUGAUGGGGAAGCCGGCCGUUGAAAUCCAAAAGUAG
Penicillium lagena is the source of this 1041-nucleotide messenger RNA. Its product is annotated as NAD(P)-dependent alcohol dehydrogenase. Lineage: Eukaryota; Fungi; Ascomycota; Eurotiomycetes; Eurotiales; Aspergillaceae. Gene Ontology annotation, molecular function: alcohol dehydrogenase (NADP+) activity; zinc ion binding. The transcript is spliced from 3 exons. Gene Ontology annotation, biological process: alcohol metabolic process. Bases 1 to 1041 code for a protein of 346 amino acids. The record is from RefSeq and is a predicted model, not a curated record.